CAGUUAUUCUCUAACCUCCCCCCACGAUGUCCCUCGCGAAACUCACUUCAGUAUCUACGAAAACCCUGUCUCUACUACUCGAGCGACAACGACUCCAGACAUUACCCUCGUUCUCGUCACCUCAAGACCAGCCACCAAAAACCAACACGUUACAUCUUGCUCAGAUAAAGAGGAACCUCACCCAACUGCGAACGGGCAUACUUGACCUCGAGGCGAAAGAGGGGCCUUCGGAGGCGGUUGGUCUGCUACGAAAUCAGUAUGAUCGAAUGCGGGACAUGCUGGGAGAUGUCCAUGUUUCUAGCUUGGACAAAGAAGAGCCCACGUUAUCUUCGACCGUGGCAUCACCUUCACCCGUGUCUCCUCCCAACCUCUUUCCGCCACCUCCCGCUACGAGAGAAGUGAAAGAACCCAUAUACGCACCAUACGCGGAUGACCCCGAGCUCGGGCCUGACCCAGGCAUCAUGCUACAGACGCAACGACACCUGAUGAACGAACAAGACCAACAUUUGGACCAAUUAUCCCACUCUAUUAACAGGCAACAUCAUAUAUCUUUGCAGAUUAACGAUGAGCUGGAUGUUCAUCAUGGGCUUUUGGAGGAAUUGGACACGGACUUGGACCGGACGGCGAGCCGGUUAGGUGGUGCGCGACAGCGGUUAGAGCGGGUCGCGAAAGGCGCCAAAGAGAAUGGCUCGGCUGUUACCAUUGCGGUGCUCAUCCUCCUCCUUCUCAUACUCAUCAUCGUGUUCAAGACAUGAUAUGCCGGCCUCCGUUACGCCCGCCUUUUGGAUAUCCCUCACUAUACGACUCUCUGGAAUAUAUUUAUGUAAUUAUACAUCGUCUUGCUCUUCACUCGCAUCUAGCAUCUGUCAUACUCUGUUAAUAUUGCUAGCUAUUGAACAAUUGCAAUCCG
Laccaria bicolor S238N-H82 is the source of this 910-nucleotide messenger RNA. RefSeq names its product syntaxin-like protein. The record is from RefSeq and is a predicted model, not a curated record. The transcript is spliced from 4 exons. NCBI's taxonomy places the organism in Eukaryota, Fungi, Basidiomycota, Agaricomycetes, Agaricales, Hydnangiaceae. Gene Ontology annotation, biological process: intracellular protein transport; vesicle fusion. Bases 27 to 755 code for a protein of 242 amino acids. Gene Ontology annotation, molecular function: SNARE binding; SNAP receptor activity. Gene Ontology annotation, cellular component: SNARE complex; endomembrane system.